CUACCCUAGAUAUUCUCUAAACCCAGGGUUCUGGAUAAACAUCCUUUUCAGUGACUUUCUGUCCAGUGCUCCUCACGAGAAUUGUACAAUAUGAGCUUCCAUUAUGCCGACAAGGGCGCACCACGGUUUCUCCAGGCACACGGUUCGUUUGUGCUUGGAGAAGCAUUUGAUCCAAUACAGCUUGAAAAGUGUUUCCAGGAACUCGUCCAUGAAUGGCCAAUACUUCAGGCUAGACUAAAUCUUUUGCGUACAGGCACAUUUCAGGUCUCAAAAACCCACUCAUUUUUUCAGCAUCGUGUUAUCGACAGUACACUUGCGGACAUCCUCCCCCUCUAUCCAUUCAUCCACCAUAACGUGCAAGAGGAUGAUUACAAUCGGUUGAAAGAUCUCACAUCAUUACCGUGCUCUACAUUCUCAAUUCUGUAUCCCCCAGUCUGUACUCUGACCGCAGUUUGUCUUAAAGAUGCCAGUGUCUUGAAGUUCACAUUCCAACAUGCAUUCUGUGAUGCGCUAGGUAUCUAUCAAGGCAUGUACGAAAUUGCGCGGGCUUACUCGAUGCUUCUCUCCGGGAAAUGUAUUGAUGUCCCUGAUUUCCACCGGCCAGUCACUUUCCGGUUUCACGCUUCCUCCAAGACGCCAUCCAGCCCUCACCAUCGCCAAGGCUAUUCCCCUGGCACUUUGAGCAAUGCAAGUAACCACCUAUUCUCCGGGGGGUUGUCACAUUUUACCCUGGGAUUACUGUCUCACCGACUGGCGCCUGCGUCAUGGGGCAAUACGGGGUCUUCCCGCAUGCUGCACAUCCCAGGGCCAGUAAUUGAUGGGAUUGCCCACGAUGCUACGAAACAAGGUAUUCGUAUUACUCGGGUUGACAUUAUGAUGGCUUUACUCCUUCAGGCAACUAUACGAGCAUUCCCUCACGAUCCAACCAUUGCUUCCUACCCGCUGAGUUUCAUGGUAAACUUCAAUCACUUACUGAAGAGUCCUGCCAAAUUUCACAACAGCUUCUGGCCUGUUCCCAUUCCACAAUUACCAGACUUCAACGCGAAUCAAGUGAGCCACGAGACUACGAUCAACCUCGCAGUCCACAUUCGCCGCGUCACACGGGCUGCGCAGUCACCAGAAUGCCUCGAGGCUUUCAAUCUUCAACAUCAGCAAAUGGGGCCCUUGCACCUCUGGCAUACGCGGGUAGUCAGACCCUCUCAUCCCAGGUCUCUGGUCUCCUCCAUCGCUCAAAUCAACCUCUACGAUCUCGAGUUUAAGCCAGGUGUGCGACCGCUCUUUUCCGACGUUCGCAUGGAAAGCAUAGAUUUGGCGCAAUGUAUAGGAAUUCACCUACAUGGCCUUGUCACCAUCAACGGGGAUCCUAAUGCAACAGGCCACUGCUUGACUGGGUCUUUGCAUCCGGCUUUAUGGAGGGAGUUGGAGUGGAUUCGUGAUACCUUCCUGUAUAGAUCGGGCAACGCCUUUAAAUCCAAGAUUUGAUCCGUGUGGCUCUUUUGUCUUAGCGCGAAACUUCUAUUAUAAUUAUCUGCCUGCAGCUAGUCCUAUAUACCUUAUCCGCACCUUUGCUGUCGGCAGUCUCGCGGCUCAUAUGUCCGAUAUGUAUUUAACUUGAUAAUCGCUGGCACAGGAUGGCCGAGGAUCUGCUAUCUGGCGAGCAUAACGGCGACAAAUUCCACUGUGCUUGUUCUAGAAGAUGCGACGGGUGCCGAAUUCAGCUUGCUGGGCCUUCGUGGUCCCUCAGCUUUAU
Aspergillus piperis CBS 112811 is the source of this 1750-nucleotide messenger RNA. RefSeq lists its product as uncharacterized. The record is from RefSeq and is a predicted model, not a curated record. Lineage: Eukaryota; Fungi; Ascomycota; Eurotiomycetes; Eurotiales; Aspergillaceae. Bases 91 to 1482 code for a protein of 463 amino acids. The transcript has 4 exons.